Xyrauchen texanus (razorback sucker) is the source of this 2804-nucleotide messenger RNA. It is a transcript of the gene wdr36, whose product is annotated as WD repeat domain 36. Gene Ontology annotation, molecular function: protein binding. The record is from RefSeq and is a predicted model, not a curated record. Bases 4 to 2685 code for a protein of 893 amino acids. Gene Ontology annotation, cellular component: Pwp2p-containing subcomplex of 90S preribosome; small-subunit processome. The transcript is spliced from 23 exons. Gene Ontology annotation, biological process: rRNA processing. NCBI's taxonomy places the organism in Eukaryota, Metazoa, Chordata, Actinopteri, Cypriniformes, Catostomidae.
GAGAUGUCUGCGGGAAAGAAAGGGAGCGUGAUCUUCUCUGGAUUCAGAGCGCUGGGACUUUAUUCCAAUCAUCUGGCGCACGUGGUUCGCUUCCAUAAGAAACACCGAGAGUUCUAUGUGAUCACUGCAGUGGGACAGUGUUUCCACACCUAUAAUGUAAAGAAACUUGGAAUCGUUGCAGUCAGUAAUGCCCUCCCAGAAGACAUUUCAUGCAUGGCAGCAGAUCGAAUGCUCGUCUAUGCUGCAUAUGGAAAAGUCAUUUCUGCUUUUGCAAAAAACAAAGAGGUUGUUCACACAUACACGGGCCAUCAAGCUGAAGUACACUUGCUUUUGCCUUUUGGGGAUCAUCUCAUUUCAGUUGACAAGGAGAAUGUUGUCAUUAUUUGGGAUGUUGAGUCGGAAGAGACAUACCUGCAGAUUUCAUUUGACAAAGUGACAUUUGAGGUCUCUGCUGUGAUGCACCCGAGCACCUACCUGAACAAAAUUCUGUUUGGAAGCAGUCAAGGGAGUCUUCAGUUAUGGAACGUCAAGUCAAACAAACUCCUGUUCACAUUUUCUGGAUGGACAUCUGCUGUUACUGUUCUUCAGCAGACUCCAGCUGUGGAUGUUGUGGGUGUGGGCUUGGCGUCUGGGCAGAUCAUCAUUCACAAUAUCAAGUUUGAUGAAACAUUGAUGAAGUUUCAACAAGACUGGGGUCCAGUCACAGCUUUAUCUUUCAGGACAGAUGGGCAUGCUGUGAUGGCGUCUGGCAGUCCCAUCGGACACAUCGGACUGUGGGAUUUAGAGGAGAAAAAAAUAGUCGGUCAGAUGCGAGAUGCUCAUACGACAUCCAUCGCUGGACUCACAUUUCUUCACAGUGAACCCCUUCUGAUUACCAACGGAGCAGACAAUGCCAUACGGGUGUGGAUUUUUGACAUUGGUGGGGGGGAGGGCCGUUUGUUAAGACAUCGGAUUGGUCACAGCGCCCCACCAACAAAGAUUCGGCACCAUGACCAGAGUGGCUUGCACCUUCUUAGCUCAGGGCAAGAUGGGACCUUGCAGUCUUUUUCAACAGUGCACGAAAGAUUCAACAAGAGUUUGGGACAUGGCACCCUCAACAAAACGAAAGCGAAGAAGAAAGGUGUGAACCAUGACACGGCAAAACUUCCAGCCAUCACUACUUUUGCCUCAGAAACUGCUCGUCAGAGUGACUGGGAUGGCAUUAUUGCAUGCCACCGUGGUUUCCUUUUGGCUACAUCAUGGAACUACCAGAAGGGUUCGAUUGGCACUCACAAGCUGGAGCCAGAACGCUUCAACAGGAACCGCUCCCUCAAUGUCCAUGCAACCGCUGUGGAUAUCUCCUCCUGUGGGAACUUUGCAGUCAUUGCACUGUCCUCAGGACACAUAGACAUGUACAACAUGCAGUCAGGUCUCCAUCGAGGGCAUUAUGGAGAAGACAAGGCACAUGCGGGUCCAGUGCGAGGGGUCUCUGUGGAUGCGCUGAACCAGCUGACUGUCAGUGUGGGAGCAGAUCACCUUCUCAAAAUCUGGAAGUUUAAGUCUAAGGAGCUUUUACACACAAACAGCCUGACAGCCGCACCUGCAUCCUCUCUGCUUCAUAGAGACAGUGGAAUGCUCGCCAUCGCUCUGGAUAAUUUUACAGUACACAUCCUGGACAUGGAGACGAGGAGAAUUGUCCGCAGGUUCUCUGGACAUCGUGGACAGGUCAAUGAUAUGACAUUUAGCCCAGAUGGACGAUGGCUGAUUACAGCGUCUAUGGACUGCACCAUUAGAACAUGGGAUCUUCCAUCUGGCAGUUUGGUUGACUGUUUCCUGGUAGAUGCGGCAGCCGUCAGUCUCAGUAUGUCCCCUACCGGGAACUUCCUGGCCUCGUCGCACGUCGAUGGUCUAGGUGUUUACUUGUGGUCCAAUAACACACUGUGCAGUAUGGUGUCAUUGCGCCCUCUACCUGCAGACUAUGAACCCACUGUGAUCAUGCUGCCAGGCUCCUGCCCAAGUAAAGAUACUGAAGAGGAGGAAGUCUUGGAUGACGACAGCUCUGAGAUGGUGGAGUACAUAUCACCAGAACAGCUGGACGAACAGCUGGUCACACUCUCUCUGCUUCCUGAUUCACGCUGGAAGAAUCUCCUGCAUCUCGACAUCAUCAAGAAAAGGAAUAAAGCCAAAGAACCUCCAAAAGUGCCCAAAGCUGCACCCUUCUUCAUUCCCACCAUUCCAGGGCUUGUGCCAGGGUUUGCUCUCCCCGAAACACCUGCAGCGGGCCAGUCUAAAGUCGUUAACUUGGGAGUGUUGGCACAGAAAUCCACCUUCUACCUUCAGCUUGAGAAGGCUUUUGACAGCUGUGUGUAUGAUGAUCCAGUGAAGCUGGUGAAAGAGUUGGGCCCCUCUGCCAUUGAAACAGAAAUUCGUGCCCUUUCUCCAGAUAUGGGAGGAGAUGUCCGAGUUAUGCAAAGCUUCCUGAAGAUGAUCAUCAGCAUUCUUCGGUCUAAAAGAGAUUUUGACCUAGCCCAAGCAUACCUAGCAUUGUUCCUUAAGCUACAUCUUCGGUGUAUCGCAGAGGAGCCGCAGCUGAUGGAGGAGGCACAGAGAGUGUCUGAACUUCUGCAGGAGAUGUGGAUCUCCGUGCAGACAAUCUUAAACCAGAAUAUUUGUCUGUUGUCAUAUAUCAAGAGUGCACUGCUUUAGAGAGCCUUUCUGCAUCCAAAAUCUUCAUUUGCUUUUCUAAGAAUGUUUGUAUUUGACAAUUACCUUAUAUUGCUAAGAAAUUAAAAGUAUACAAAACGUAUAUGCGAUUUUUCAUAUAG